AAUAUGACUCCACACCUUCGUUCUAGAUAAGCUCUUUUGGCCAUGGCAGAGCCACCCUUCUAAAACAACAGUAAUAAGCAAAAAAACCUCUGCCAUUCUCUCUCAUGGCCCUUUCCACUGCCUUCAUUACUGCUGCACUGACAACUCCUCCCACUAGGGGAAUUCCCAGAAAAGCAUCAGGAAAAAUUGCGACAUGUUUGGCGUCGAAAACUCGUUUAAAUGCAACAAAAAAGGGUGGAAGGUCAAGUGUUUGUGAACCACUUCCUCCGGAUAGGCCAUUGUGGUUCCCUGGUACUUCACCCCCUGAGUGGCUUGAUGGCAGCCUUCCCGGAGACUUUGGCUUCGACCCACUUGGUUUAGGGUCCGACCCAGAUUCACUCAAAUGGUUUGCACAAGCGGAGCUAAUGCACAGCAGAUGGGCAAUGCUCGCCGUCGCAGGAAUUCUCUUCCCAGAAUGGCUAGAAACCUGGGGUAGAAUCGAAAACUACUCUUGGUUCGACGCGGGUGCAAUAGAAUACUUCGCUGACCCAAUCACCUUAUUUGUGGUCCAAAUGAUUCUCAUGGGUUGGGUUGAAGGACGGAGAUGGGCCGAUAUGCUCAACCCGGGGUGCGUUGACAUGGAGUUUGAUUUACCCCAUAAGACGAAACCGAAACCUGAUGUGGGUUACCCAGGCGGGUUAUGGUUCGAUCCCCUAAUGUGGGGGCGAGGGUCUCCACAGCCUGUGAUGGUGUUGAGGACUAAAGAGAUCAAGAAUGGGCGGCUUGCUAUGCUUGCUUUCGUUGGUUUUUGCUUCCAAGCUGUUUAUACCGGACAAGGACCCCUUGAGAAUUUGGCGGCUCACAUUGCAGAUCCCGGCCACUGCAACAUCUUUUCGGCUUUCACAUCACAGUGUGUUGUGAACUAGAGCCAGAGGCCAGGAUUCAUGUAAAAUUUUGAUGUCUCUUUGUGUUGUUUGAGCAAAGCAAGUGUACAAACUACAUUUUUUGCUAUUUUACCUAAGAGAAACAUAAAAAAUAGUCUACACCAAAUGAGCUAAAAGAUGAGCUAAAAUGCAUUUGUGAAUAGUUGUUCUCUAUUUUUACCUAUGCAUUAUUCGUA
Messenger RNA from Rhododendron vialii, 1099 nucleotides. Its product is annotated as photosystem I chlorophyll a/b-binding protein 6, chloroplastic. Gene Ontology annotation, biological process: photosynthesis, light harvesting in photosystem I; response to light stimulus. The record is from RefSeq and is a predicted model, not a curated record. The coding region runs from base 105 to 905 and encodes 266 amino acids. Gene Ontology annotation, cellular component: membrane. NCBI's taxonomy places the organism in Eukaryota, Viridiplantae, Streptophyta, Magnoliopsida, Ericales, Ericaceae. The transcript has 5 exons.